Molecule: messenger RNA, 8054 nt
Organism: Aspergillus homomorphus CBS 101889
Lineage: Eukaryota; Fungi; Ascomycota; Eurotiomycetes; Eurotiales; Aspergillaceae
Product: putative ubiquitin C-terminal hydrolase
Exons: 7
Coding region: 72-7595 (2507 amino acids)
Biological process (GO): protein deubiquitination
Cellular component (GO): cytosol; nucleus
Molecular function (GO): cysteine-type endopeptidase activity; cysteine-type deubiquitinase activity
Source: RefSeq, a predicted model, not a curated record
GGUCGAUCCAGUUCACCAACCCCCUCCAACCCCCUCCUCUCAUUUCCCUUUCACUGGGCUAAAAAAAUGCUAUGGCAGCUGCCCCGCUAGAGAGCUCUAGCACCCCGCCCGACACUACCUCAACCGAUUCGACGCGUCCCUUCGGUGAUUCCAUGGAAGAUAGCGAACCUCAAUCUACACGAAAACGUCCCCGUCUCGACAGUGGAAGCGGAGCGUGUGAGUCUCUAAUUGUCUCCAACGACACUUCCGCCUCUCGAACUCCCAAACAUAUCACCGAUGCUCCUGCCACUUUGGGCGAGGAAGCUUCCCCGUCGUCUCGUCCGGCCAGUCGAGUGACUAUCAACGUGAAGUCUCCCAUCUCCGACAACAUGGCUUCCGCUCCCAGCGAUUCUCCCACAAAGCAGCCCACUGGCGGGGCCGGUGCCGACGCUCCCACGGCGAUCUCACUUUCGUCCUCGCCUGCGCAAAGUCCGGAGAUUGAGGUGGCAGACCUGGAAGAUAUGGAUCAGGAUCCCAACACGUCCAGCUGGAAGCCGCUGGGGGAGGCACUGCGAGAAUCAGCAACCCCGGAGGUUGUACAGCUACAUGACCCUUUGUCUUUGAUAGACACAUUUCCUAAGCUCCGUCCGGGAACAGAGUCGCGCGAGAGCAUGGAGGAAAUUAGCCUGGCCCUUGAGAAAGGCUCGGAGCUCGAUACUACAAUCUUCACCGCUGUGAAGAACUGGCUAGACGAUGUUGUGAACAACCUCACUCAAGUCACGUAUGCGGUCUUCGCAGAGGACCGCGACGCUUGGGAAGAAGUACCCAAUAUGGUGGAUGGCUUGUUACGCCGGAAUCACAUGCUUGCGCCGGAGCAGGGGGAACCCCUAUGGACUUGUCUGGAAGAAUUCUUUAUCAACUAUGCCCAGCUGGCCGUCCACAUCAUUCGCCUGGAUACCAUGCUUCUGCGCCAGACAGUCAAGGAUCCGGAUGUACAGCCAUCAGAACUGUUAUCAAGGGCCUAUCUUCCGUCGCUAGGAUGGAUACUGCAACUUAAUCCUAUCCCUUUCUUCACUGCUAUGGAGAAGUCCUAUGGCAUCGAGGUUCCUAAUUUGAUUACUCGUAUCAACGAUAAGCUCGCCUCGCCUCCAAUUGACAUCGUCAAGCCACUGUCUGAAUUUGCGGCUUGCCUUACGAGCUUGGUAACCCAGUGGCCGCAAUUCUCGCAGGCCUUGCUCUCAGUGGUCACGAUCGCGCAUAACCUAGUAGACUCAGGCAAUGAGCGACGCAGGCACUGCAUUGACGAGGACCUGAUCAAUUCUCCCGUUUACAGUCGUACCCUGAAGUCGGUCUAUCCCUUGAUCCGUGCCCUUGACGACAGCUAUCAAUUUCACAUCACAAAAAAGUCUCCUUGGGUGUCCGGCGAGAUAAGUGAGCAGAUGCUCCGUUGUCUCUCUCGCACAUACCUCAACUUCUGUCACUGGAGUCCAGAAUGGUCGGAUCAAAUCGCGAAGGAUCUUGCCAUAGAGAUCCCGCCUGAUCUUCCAUUUGAAGGCCGGGCUUCCAUUGUUCAUCAUGGUUGGAAGUUCGCCGUACUGAAAAAGCAUAUCAUGGACGGUCGCAUGGAGCUCCGGGUGCACGGCAUGGAGACGAUGCAGUCCGACCUUGUCGCGUUCUAUCGACUGCAUAUCCAGCGUGAUCCCGGUGGUAUUAAUCACCCGCUCGUACAAUACCUGGUCAAUUUCCUGAGGCAGAACCAUAUCGUUGAAUACAUCGUUGGCAUCGAUUCGCAUCCGCAGCUGAUUAGCAGAAGUGUGAACAUUAUCGGCUUUUUGGUGGUCACGUCCACAUAUACUGACGCUGAUACUGACACGAUAUGGCAGACGGUAACAGAGAGCCGCGAUUCGCGAGCGGUGUCGGAAGUCCUGGCUAUGCUGUCCAGAACUUUUCACUUGCACCUGUGUACAUCGCCUGCAUUACUUUACCUAUGCUCAAAAUUGCUGGAGCUCCCCUUGGUCCGCUUCGAUGCUCGAAUGAUCGAAUUCUGUGACCAAUUGCUCUACCAAGUGCGCGAGAAACACAAUGAACGGUACCGUCAAGAGCUUUCAGUACAUGUGGAUGCUAUCCCCCUACGCCUCUGUGUGCGCCUUAUUCGUGAGAGUGCUGCCACCAAUGAAUUAUCCGUGGACCACAAAGCCCACCUGCAGAAGUUUGCGGCCACGCAACUCAGUGCUUUCAUGGACAUUGGUCUAAGCGAGUCUGACAAGAUGGAGACCUACGAGCUUUGCGUUCAAGAUAUAGCCGACAUGAACAACUUCACUGCUGGAAGCAUUCAAGCCUUAAAUGCUCUUCUUACGAAUAAUGAUAGUCAAAGUGUCCGAAAGCUUGCCGAGGAAUUCGAUUUGACUCGGUUGGUGGUGAUUGAACUCGCGAAAACCGUGAACGACAACCAAAUCGAUUUCGCGGAUACUUUCUCGUGGAAUGGAUUUCUCUCACGAAUCCAGCUGCUAGCUCGCAUCAUUGAUGGUGUUCCCGAAUACAUAACAGCAGAUCUCAGCGAUAUCCUGUGGCGUAAGGUCUUCAUAUCGAAAUUACUCGUGCAGCAAGGUAGACGAGCCCUCUGGGACAAGCUAUGUGCUCUCACUCGAUGUUCUACACGUGCAAAUCCCUUCAUCGAACGAUGCCUCACAGAGUAUCUACCUAAGCUCUCCCCUAAUGAAGACUAUUCACCAGAGGUUCUGUUCUUCGCGAAACAUGCCAUCAACUACGAAAUCCGCUUUCAUCCUCCCCCAAUCGCUGGCGAGAAUGAAGUCGUGGUCAUCCCGGGAAUGGACCGAAUUUGGAAUAUGAUUCUCACCGCACCGCCUGGUACCAUCGAAACAGAUGCAACCAGCUUCGCCAUAGAAGUAUAUCUUGACCAUAGUGUGAUUAAUCGCUCACCGCGUUCGGCCGUUGAAGCAACUCAUAUUGCGCUGGUUGAUCGCUGCGUUGACCAGCUAAAAACUGCUGCAUCUAACUUGCACCCUUCGAAUGCAGCUUGUGACGGAUCCACGGAGGCGAUGACAACCGUUGCAUCUGAGUCCAAAGUCCAUCCGGAAGAGCUACGGUUUAGCCGCUCGUUGCUCGUUCUGCGCCAAUUCCUUCAGGGCUUGCGAAGCCGCCCGCAGUACAGUCCACCUCAGAACUCGACAUCUCUCGACCUGCCAGCUAGCCCCGUGAAUGGCGAGCUGAUCAAUAUUCGUUAUCAAGCAUUCAACGGUGGCACACAAACCAAGGUGAACUCAUUGCAGAUUGGUGAUCUCUCAACCGCUGCGGAGCUCGUGGAUACUCUCGUCCGCGUCACUGGGUUUACCAAGCUGAACACUAUAUUUGGCGGCCAACGAAUCGAUCUUCUCGAGAAACCCAAUACCACUUUACGGGAUUUGAAGCUUCGAACCGGCCUCCUUAUCGUCCGGCGAGACCCAGAAAGUCGAGAAGUUGCACUUCCCGGAAGACGCCAGUCUUUGACUUCGGUAGACUCAGAGGUGCUCAAGCAUUUCGAUGAUCUCUACGACCUUCUGGGAAUAGAGGAGCAUCUAGCGCGAGAGAUUUAUGAUUUCCUCAUUGUAUUUCCGCCACAGGAAAGAGUUGUACAGUUGGUUAAGUCUACCGAGAGCACCGAAGAUGACAUGUUUCCCAUGGACAAGCCCUACAAUUUUCUAUAUUCAGUCCAUGCGCUUUCCGUAUGUCUGCGCGAAGAGGCUUUGGAGUCAUCCCCGAAUCAAGACUUUGUGUCUCAUAGCAUCAAGGUUCUGGUUUCUGCCUUGAUACGUCCUGCGAUGUCGGUCGCCUUCGAAGAAAGUGCUACAAAGCUCAUGUUCGCUACGCAUCUCAUCGAAUGUCUUCUCUACGCUCUCUUGGUGCGACCGGCUCGGACGGCUGAUGCACCCUUGAUCUCAGAUGCACCUGCCUUAUCCAAGAAACUCCUCGAAUGCAUAGACAUUGCACGAAAACAACCUCCUCAAAUUUCGGAACCUAGUCUCUUCAAGUUGAUAUGCCACUCCUUCGCCAUUCUCACUGAAGGCUCUGUACGCGAUUUCAACUUCUGGAGCGCAGUCAAGCAAUGCACACAGUUUGAUACGCUCCUGGUUUCGCUCUUGCUGGACGAGUACCGUCAGCCGAUUCGGAAGGGCAUUGCAGAGAAUAUAGCUGUUGUCUGUAGCCCCUCGAUGCUGCUGAAGAAGCAAGCGAAACCUGCUCGCACCGAACUUGCAGAGUCAAGCGACACUUCGGACUUUGAGAAUCCUGUCCGUUUGGACAUCCUGGCCACAAUCUGGGAUGCUUUCACCAAGAUUUUCCCGAGGACGCUGGAUCACGCCUCUCGUUCACAUGAGUUCUUUGAAGUUGCCUAUUUGAUUUUCCGUUCCGUUGCCGAGAAGUCGCCACAGGAUCUGGUGUUCAGCCAGUAUCUCAAGCAAUGGAGCCAGAUCAUGCUACUCCACAAGACAGAAGAGUUUGUUGGUCGCGAGCUCAUAGACGACCUAAUCCUAGGCUUCUGCCGCCUGUUGAAAGCAUGCCUCGAUCUAGCAAACAACACGGAGACCGCAAUAGAUACCUUCAAUCUUGCAGAGGAGCUCUUCGACAAGUACCUCUUUCCUGACCUAUCGAUGCCAUCGGAUGACCGUAUUGUUCCGCAGAUCCCUGUCAUGCACACACAAACCCGCCAGGAACUGUAUUCAAUCCUUGGCCAGCUCUGCGAGAUUGACCACAAUUAUGCUAAACUGGUGAAUCGUGUCCUGGAUGUCAUCCCGCAGGAUUACACGUACUCCGCUUCAUGGUGCUUUGAUCGCUUCAAGCUGAUUCGCUCGCCGGAGGGCUACGCAGGACUUAAGAACUUGUCCAAUACUUGCUACUUGAACUCUCUUCUAACUCAACUUUUCAUGAAUGUUGAUUUCCGUGACUUCAUGAUGCGACUUGAGCUCGAGGAUCCAGACACGUCGCAAAACUUGCUUGACGAAACGAGGAAACUGUUCGCAUAUAUGCAGGAGACAUGGCAAAAAAGCGUCGACUCACAGGCGUUUGUUGAUACCAUCCGCACCUACGACAACGAAGCGAUCGAUGUCACCGUUCAGAUGGAUGUCGAUGAAUUCUACAACCUUUUGUUUGAUCGAUGGGAGGCUCAAAUCCCGCGCCCAGAGGAUAAGAAGAAAUUUCGCUCAUUUUACGGCGGACAACUCGUGCAGCAAAUCAAAUCCAAGGAAUGUCCCCAUAUUUCAGAACGUCUGGAGCCGUUCUCGGCCAUCCAAUGCGAGAUCAAGGGCAAAGAAAGUCUUGAGGAGAGCCUACAGGCCUAUGUCGAAGGGGAAAUCAUGCAAGGAGAUAACAAGUAUUCAUGCACGUCCUGCGGUCGUCAUGUCGAUGCAGUCAAAAGAGCUUGUCUGAAAGACGUACCCGACAAUCUCAUCUUUCAUCUAAAGCGCUUUGAUUUCGACAUGUUUACAAUGAUGCGAAGCAAAAUCAACGAUGAGUUCAAAUUUCCCGAGUGUAUCGACAUGAGUCCUUACAACGUCGAAUAUCUUGCCGACCAGAGCACACCUAUACAAGAGGACAUGUUCGAGUUGGUGGGAGUGCUAGUACACAGUGGCACUGCUGAGUCCGGGCAUUACUAUUCAUUCAUCCGUGAAAGGCCCACUGCCGAUACCAGAGGUUCCUGGGUUGAAUUUAAUGAUUCGGAUGUCAGCCACUUUGACCACGGCAAGAUCCCAGAUCAAUGCUUUGGCGGUGUCAACGACUCCCUUGGCUCCUCUUCAAUGGGCCAAGUGCGGUUUAACAAGGCUUGGAACGCUUACAUGCUGUUUUAUCAACGCGUUUCAAGUAUGGAGUCAGCAAGAAAUGCCUACAAGCCUACAAGACCUCACCAUCCAGUGCAAGUCCACGUGCCGACCCCUCUCGCAAAUCACAUCGUCAUGGAGAACGAACUAUUCGUACGGACGUACUGUCUGUUGGAUCCCUGUCACUCUUUAUUCGUUCGGUUUAUGCUAUCUCUGCUCCAGGACUCCAAAGAUCCUGCUUGUGAAGAGAGGUUGAAGUUGGACAGGCAUGUGAUUACUAUUGCUUUGGAUACCUUUGAACAACUGCUCUCCCGGACUAGAGAGCUCUCUCAUCUCGAUACAUUUGUAGCCGAGAUUUUGAGGGUCAUCGAUGAGGUUCCUAGAGCCGCUUACAGGGUCAUGCAGUGGCUCACUGACCACCCAUCGGCAGUCCGAAAUUUGCUCCUGAAAAGCCCCCAUGUUGCUGUUCGUAACAGCUGGGUAAGGAUUAUCAUCUGUGCGCUUGCAAAGCUCCAAGAGCUUCACCGGAAAGCCGACAAUUCCAGCAAAGAGCAGGAGAGGUGGCUGAAUCGAUACUUGGAUGCGUUCGAAUCUUUGGUGAACACCCUGGAUGACCUCUGGGCUAUGCUUCAUACGGUGUGCAGGUCGUGGGAUGACUACUUCGAGCUCCUGCUACUACUUGUUGGCUUUGGAGGUGACGAGGCUGGGUUGGUUCUUAACAGCGGGUUCUUGCAGAAAUGCCUGGAGCUUGUGUGGCUUGACCACGAGGAUCUAAAGCGACUUCGACGUCAAUAUGUGGCAUACUGGAAGCUGUUAGAGAAAGGCCGAAGGUUUUCGCAUCGGAAGAUGACAGAUCUUCUGGCGGCGCUAUUGGCACACGUUAACCUCGCCGCGCCGCCAAGUGCAGAUGAUAGACGGCGGAUUUUGUCAGAUGGCCGGUACUCUCUCACUGCCGUAGAGAGUGGGCUCAUCUGGUCAACGGGCAUGAAACAGGAGUUACUGGUGUUGCAGAAGAUUCUUCAGCAGUACAGCAGCCCACAAGCUUGCAAAAGAAUUGUUGGUUUGUUUGUCGAUGCGGAACCCGAUGCAGGUCUUCUGAAUCCCAUCUGCAAAACGCUGGAGGAAGGUCUGAGGCUCUCGCCUGCUGAAAAUUGCAUUCCUUACUUGGAGGCAACUUUGAUUUUCUGUCGCCAGGGGCCCGACAAAGACCGCAUUGCUGGACUAAUUGAGUUUGUGGCGAAAGGAAUCGAGACAAUCGGCAAUAGCGGAGGGCAAGAGCAUCUGAACUUCUUCACAGGUGUCAUGGCCAGCAAAAACGAGCGCAUCGGGCUCAAUGAGGCUUGGUUCUUGACGCAGCUCAUAGAUAAGAUUCCCGAUUGGGCUCCUACUUUGCUCAUUUACCCCGAGAGAGCCGUGAGGACUAUGACCUUAGAAGUUCUCCGCCAGAUCCUGUUCAGUGGUCAAGAAGAGAUUGACGAAAAUUGGGAACCACGUCAGAGGGAAGUCGCUAAAGAGCUGGUGCACGUGAGCGUCGAGAGGCUGCGCAAACUCUGCUACAAUCCUUCCAACACUGGUGUUGUUGACACCAAAGUUCUGGAAUGCAUUCGGACCGUUAUCGAUCACUGCCUUACCACCUACUUCGAUGCCAGUGACGAAGACCAGGAAGUAGUCCUUCAGACACAUGAAUUCCUUGCAACGAUGGAGGAGUUCAUAGCGGACCUGCCUGAGGAGGUAGCUUCCGAAGAAUGGGAAGACAACUCCGUCAUGGCGAGCGACUCAGAGAUGGGGCCGGUAGCCUCUCCCUGAGUCUACUGUUGCGAACUUCUUCCGCCAAAAAGAAUUUGUGUACCACAUAUGAGAGACGAAUUUACGAUAAACCUUCUUUUGUGUGCUUGUGCCCCAUGCAUCUACGGCGUUCCCUCACCUGAGCUUGGCUCUUUUAGACCUGGGCGUUUUCUACCAUUCUGGCUAAUGUUGCUUCGGCGGUGGUUGGGCGGGUGUUUUGUUGUCAACGGUCUGCUGGAUUUAGCCCUUUAACUAGCAGGAGUUCUCUCUCUCUCUCUUUCUCUCUCGCUCUCUUUGUCUGUUGUCUGAGUAAUGCCUAUGCUCAGUGUGGUUUUCUGUGAUUUGUCCUCUACUACUUACCGGACCCGGGGACGGGGCGCAAUUCAAGGUUAUGACGGCGAUCUCUUAGUGGACUUCGGGUUUAAGAUGAUACCAAUAUUGCAAGUUCAUUUGGAGCGUAUCUACCAUAGUCGAAGGCAA